This is a messenger RNA of Emiliania huxleyi CCMP1516, 300 nucleotides long. RefSeq lists its product as hypothetical. The record is from RefSeq and is a predicted model, not a curated record. The coding region runs from base 1 to 300 and encodes 99 amino acids. The transcript has a single exon. Lineage: Eukaryota; Haptophyta; Isochrysidales; Noelaerhabdaceae.
AUGGAAGUUUUGUCUCUGGGCCCCGAAAAAGGCAUCUCUGGCAGCGUCGUUACGCAUGCGCCCUCCCCUCCUGGGCGCAUACCGCCUCACGUCUCGACAGAGCAUAAGCCCUUGGCGUGUGACGAGACGAGUUCUUCGCCAUCGCAGCGAGCAGCAAACCACUCGCCGCAGCACCGCCGGGAGGCAUCGCCGCAGAGCACUGUCUGCGCCGCAGUCCCACACCCGUCGACGAAGCUCCCCCCAUCGCUGAGUCACGCGCGGAAGCGUUGCUUUCAAAACGCGAUGGAGAAAAUUGGCUAA